AUGGCUCUGUCUCUCUAUUUUCCAUUACUUCUCCAACUCAUUUUCCUCGUCCGUCCCUCCUUCUCUCAGAACCCCAUUUUACCAAAAGCUGCAAUCUUUCCUCUCACAAAGGACUUCCCAGCCCACCAUUACGUUUCCAAGCUUUUCAUGGGCUCAAAUCUCGACCCAGUCGAGCUUGUUCUCGAUCUCAACGGCCCGUUUACCUGGGCCGACUGUGGAUCCAUCUCCGCCUCUGGAUCCAGACAGCCCGUCAACGCCUGCUCCCUCAAGUGCUCCAUGGCCGCGGGGCCCACCAAGGGCUGCUUCACUCCAGGGUACAAGUACAACUCCAGUAGUUGUACCUUGCCGGCCGAGAACGCGGCCUCGGGAGCCUCUGCUUCCGGCGAGGUGAAUGAAGAUGAGAUAGCUAUGGAGUUUUGGGCCGGGCCGGGCCUCUCGAGCUCCCUGGCCGGAAACGAGAGAUUUUUGUUUUCUUGUGCACCGAGCUCGCUGCUAGAAGGGCUGGCCGAUGGAGCUAAGGGCGUGUUUGGGUUGGGAAACUCAAGAAUUUCGCUCCCCUCCCAAUUUUCCACCUCCUUUGGGUUUCUCGACCGGAAAUUCUCUCUGUGUAUUCCGGCGUCUUCGAACGGGGCGAUUUUCCUCGGCGGGGGCCCACACGACGGCGAUUUCUCGAGCCCAAUGAUCUACACGCCUCUGGUUUUCAAGAAAAACGGCUUGCGAGACGCGAGUUAUUACAUACAUUUGAGCUCCAUCAAGGUUUCUGGUAAGAAACUGCCUUUGCAAGAAAAGGGUCUCAUCGGGACGAAGUUGAGCACGGUUGUAGCCUAUACCACUUUGGAGAGAACAAUUUAUGCUGCGUUUGUUGAUGCCUAUGUCAAGGCUGCUCAAGAAGUGAACUUGACUUUAGUUUCAAGUAUUGCCCCAUUUGAGGUGUGUUUUAGCUCAGAUGGGGUUGGGAACAGAAAUUCCGGGCCGAAUGUGCCGGUUAUCGACCUUGUUUUGCAGAGUGAGAUGGUUAAGUGGAGGAUUCUUGGCAAGAACUCGAUGGUUCUUGUGAAUGAUGAUAUCAUGUGUUUGGGGUUCUUGGAUGGUGGGAUCAAUCCUAAAGACUUGAUUGUGAUAGGUGGUUAUCAGAUGGAGGAUCAUUUGUUGGAAUUUCAUUUAGGAAAUUCAAAGCUUGGGAUUUCACCAUUGGCUAUGGAUGGAAAGAGUUGCUCUGAUUUCGGGCCUUCGGGCUUUGUGGGCUAG
Messenger RNA from Striga hermonthica, 1248 nucleotides. The record is from the annotation of a GenBank genome assembly. Lineage: Eukaryota; Viridiplantae; Streptophyta; Magnoliopsida; Lamiales; Orobanchaceae.